This is a messenger RNA of Rhipicephalus sanguineus (brown dog tick), 924 nucleotides long. RefSeq names its product ornithine decarboxylase-like. Gene Ontology annotation, cellular component: cytoplasm. Lineage: Eukaryota; Metazoa; Arthropoda; Arachnida; Ixodida; Ixodidae. The record is from RefSeq and is a predicted model, not a curated record. The coding region runs from base 148 to 525 and encodes 125 amino acids. The transcript has 2 exons. Gene Ontology annotation, molecular function: ornithine decarboxylase activity.
GCGAAAAUAUUCGUUCGGCGACUGAUCUUCACUUCCCGGCAUCGAGUGGUGUAAAGCUUAUCGCAGAGCCAGGACAGUUUUUCGUCACCUCGUGCUACGCGCUUGUGGUGCGGGUCAUUGGCAAAAGACGCAGAGAUCUCAUUGUCGAUGGAGCCACUGAACAGGCCGCAUGGCAUUCUGACUACUGUGUGGGGAGGCACCUGCGACCCCGUGGACUGCAUGGAGAUCACCAAGCCCUUUUUCGACGUCAACGUUGGCGAGUGGUUGCUAAUGGACAACGUCGGCGCAUACGCUCUCAACAACGCAACGGGCUUCAACGGCUCGCCGUUCCCGGCUGUGCAUUACAUCGCGCCGCAAGACCGCGUCAGCUUUGUGCGUCACAUCAUCGACGCCUCGCCUUUGCGUAGUGGCUACAGUCAGCCCGAAGGCGCGGUGAAGAAAGCCCUCCUGGAUCUAUGGAAAGAAGAAAAGGAAAGGCGUAACUCGUGGAUUAUUACGCCGUCCGCCCAGGCCAAGCCUUGUUAGCGUUAAUAUUGAAUUAGUAAUCUUUGUUUAAAUUAGGAAGGCAUCACUUCCAAUGACUGCGGUCGUGGUGUGACCUGCUAAUUUGAGGCCCUACGACUGCGGAAGGGUGAUAUGGGGAAUAAUAUUUUUAAUGUACUUGUCGGCGCGAAAGAAUAAGAAACAAAAGUGUCCGGGAUAUCACGUUUUACCAGCCAAAGAGGUCAGGUAUGCCGCCCUGUUAUUGAAUUCACAUGCAUGUUUUUUGUGUCGGGUGAAGCAGUAGUUCAUAAAGUAAUGAUAGGGUGCAGACAAGUUAUAUCCAUAUCUGCUGUCGUAUAUUUCUAUCCCUAGCUCACGGUCUAUCUCAAGAUUUUAAGCACCGCGGUCAAUGGUGUUUCUUUGUGCAGUAAUAAAAAGAAC